This is a messenger RNA of Phoenix dactylifera (date palm), 910 nucleotides long. Its product is annotated as Gag-Pol polyprotein/retrotransposon. Lineage: Eukaryota; Viridiplantae; Streptophyta; Magnoliopsida; Arecales; Arecaceae. The record is from RefSeq and is a predicted model, not a curated record.
AUCGGUCCAAAUGUCGUCGGCACAGCUGCGGCUCUCCGACCACUGCAUCCCGUCACCGCCAGUCCACCGCCGCGGUAGGUACUCUCCAUGGAGUUGCUGUAGGGUUCCGAUCGCCGCCCGGAAGCUCCCAGCGCCCCGUGUCCGCUCCGAUGGCGGCCACGACGAGGUGCAGGCUGCCCAUGUCGGGGAUCGGAAGGAGUUAUCUGCUGCUUCAGUCGGUAAUGAUGGUCCGGGGAGAAGCAAUGGGAGCAAACCGCCAACGAAAGGUUUUUCAUCCAAUGAGUUGAUGCAGAGAUUGAAGAGAUAUGGAGUUGCAGGGAUAUUGUCGUAUGGACUACUUAAUACCAUAUAUUAUCUGACAACAUUCCUCUUGGUUUGGUUUUAUUUUGCCCCUGCUCCUGGAAGAAUGGGCUAUGUUGCAGCUGUCCAGAGAUUUCUCAAAGUAAUGGCAAUGGUGUGGGCUGGCAGUCAAGUCACCAAGAUUGUACGUGCAGGAGGGGCUCUUGCGUUAGCUCCUUUUGUUGACAGAGGGUUGUCCUGGUUCACUGUCAAGUUCAAGUUUGAAUCUGAAGGAAAGGCAUUUGCUGCAAUUGCAGGCUUGUGUUUCGGGCUGGCACUUCUCUUGUUUUUUGGGUUGACACUGCUUUGGGCAUAGAGAAUCCAUGGAUCUCUAUCAGAUCAAGGAACUCUUUUUUUUUUUUUUUGAUAAUUUGGGAAUUGAAAGGAAGGGACCUUAUGUAAGGUUUGAUUAGAACCUAUAAUGAUAUCCAGGAAAACUGUAUUACUGAUUAGUUUCAUAAAACCUCGCCUGUUGAUAAAAAUGCAUCAGGUUGUUAUGAUACCUACAACCCAACAUUUUUAUAUGUUAUCGCGAUUUGUGCAUCAUAUGCCGAGACAAAGGGUAACCCAA